AUGAUUCACUCGUUUGCGGUGCAUGACGAUCCCAAAGUGUUGGAGACACCAAGGCUUCCUUCUCCCAUUCGGCCAAACAGCUACUUGUAUCCAACAUCAAACGGGGCAGCUAGGUUGGGAAAGCAAAAGGCUUGGAGAAAAUCAGCUCCGCUAUACUCCACUAACGGUACUGCAGGAGGAACGGGAGAGAAUCGAUUUGAUGCACGAUUCAAGAUCCUCAUGUUGGGAAACUCCGGUGUCGGUAAAACUUCCAUACUGCGAACCCUAAUGGGAGAGCCUUUCAAUCCCGGUACUAUAUCCACAAUUGGCAUCGAUUUAGCGAAGAAAAUCUUUAUUGUUGAAGGCAACCGCAUUCAGCUGGAAAUUUGGGACACAGCUGGACAAGAACAGUACUACUCCAUCGUUGCGCUGCACUUCAGAGAGGCCAAGGCUUUCAUCGUUGUCUACGACGUUACCGACCUGCGCACCUUUGAACAAAUCCGAAAAUAUUGGCUCCGCUCAGUCGAUGAGCACAUGGACGAACCCGUUCCUGUGUUCUUUGCUGCCAAUAAAGUAGACCUCACAUCACAAAGAGUAGUCACUGCAGAAGAGGGAGAACAACUUGCAUUGCAACAAUGUGCACAUGGACAUUUCGAGACAAGUGCAAAAAGCGGACAGAAUAUAAACGAACUGUUUCAGCGCGUAGCGGAUUCCAUGGUGGCUACGUGGGGUGCCCCGAGGCGGUGGUACGAGGUGACGGAAAACGGUGAAGUAGGGACACAUUGGCCGAACCAGAUGCCAGUUCGACAAACUGUCCAACUCAGCUAUCCAAUUGAACAGCCGCCAAAGUCUAGAUGCUGUCAGCUAAAAUGA
This is a messenger RNA of Dicrocoelium dendriticum, 852 nucleotides long. The record is from the annotation of a GenBank genome assembly. NCBI's taxonomy places the organism in Eukaryota, Metazoa, Platyhelminthes, Trematoda, Plagiorchiida, Dicrocoeliidae.